UAUGACUUACGUAUGCAUUUGCCGUUAUACGUACCGAUUGUAGACGCAGGCAUUCGGCAUAUGUGGAGGCGAGUGGAACCGGUUCGGCCCGUUACCGGAUCGAAAUUAGAAAAUUCGAAUUGGAAACAACGACCCCUCUGCCCACUGCGUAGCUCCGAUUCCACCACUUGAUUCAAUCCGAGUCCGCUCUCUCAAAGGCUUAUUACUUUAGUAGCCGCCAUUGCGUCUUAAUCCAAAAUGGGGAAAGAAGCAACACCGAGGAAUUGGCCGAUAACGAUUCCCUACCUCUCCCAACCUUCUUACACACCUCACGUUGCGAAAUCACAACAUGAAGUUGUUAGUACUCGGCCCGCUGCUCCUAUCGCAGAGAUACCCCGUGACUUUCCGCGAGGACCUUCGGCUCUGGUGAGAAUCGUACCUAUAAACGAUCCAUCACAUCCUGCAAACGGGCAGUCCGGUCUAUUCGCCGCAAGACAAUUACCGCCGGGUUCCUUCAUCUUGCCAUACUAUGGCAUGGUGCACUCCUCUUUACCGCCACACAGUCUAGUCCAUGAGAAGUCAGACUAUGACCUCUGGUUGGACCGUGACGGGGCAUUGGCGGUCGAUGCCGAAAAGAUGGGCAACGAAGCUCGGUUUGUGAAUGACUAUAGGGGCGUCAAGGGCCGCCCAAAUAGUGAAUUCAGAGAAUGCUGGGAUCUAAGACGCGGUGAGAGAUGUAUGGGUGUGUUUGUCCUACCUGCUGGCAAAAACGCUGGGAAGAAGGCUGCCGUAGGAAUCGGAAAGGGUGAGGAGAUACUUGUGAGUUACGGGAAGGGAUUUUGGAGCAAGAGGCUAGACGAACGUCAAGAUGACGACGUGCUCGACGGUAAUAACCCCUGAUUGAUAAUCCGUCCCCCUGGCGGCCUCAAUCUAGCGUUUCAUGAUUAUUGACUCCAUCGUCACAAUGGUGACGAGCGUUGCGUGGCUCAGCGGUCUUGGUUCUCCUCCAUCGACCAAAAGAGAAGUCAAGAUAUCUCUUAUCUCGAUGUAAUAGGAACAUGGUGCCAUCCAUCUGCAUUUCCCCGCAAACAGGAACGCAGUUAUGUACGGGUCCGAACAGAUUUGUUGGGUUACCAAAGUGAAGGGAAGUCCGGUUUGAAGCUAAGGGUCGACGGCAGUGUCUAGACGAGCAGGGCUCAUGAUAACCUAGGAGGCGCAAGUAAGUUAUUCCAGACUAAACCGUACGCACUUGCUGUUAAUGGAAAUGGUAGUCGUCAUGGUGAUACGCGUUUGAAGGCUAUGAUCUGACACUAGAGAUCAAAACGGGAAUAAGUAAGGCCAUUUCGAGCUUCACUUCCUUGAAUCGAACCGACUCCGUGGUCUUGGGGGAAGCGUAUAUACGACCGGAACGAAGUAGAUCCGUGUGGCAGAGUCAGUUAAACCCGAGGAUGGGCUCUAUAGAAGUUGGAUAUAUACCCAAAGGAGAAGCCUUGACGAGCGAAGAGGGAAGG
This is a messenger RNA of Hypoxylon trugodes, 1490 nucleotides long. RefSeq lists its product as uncharacterized. Gene Ontology annotation, molecular function: protein binding. The transcript has a single exon. Lineage: Eukaryota; Fungi; Ascomycota; Sordariomycetes; Xylariales; Hypoxylaceae. The coding region runs from base 238 to 879 and encodes 213 amino acids. The record is from RefSeq and is a predicted model, not a curated record.